AUGAAGUUCAUCACUCUUACCAAUGUGUCCCUCCUCUUGUUAGGUUCUGCCGUCGCCGAACCCAUCGUUUACAUGAUUCGGCACGGCGAGAAGCCUUCCGACGGCAGCAAUGGUCUCAGUGCAGAAGGCGAAGAGCGCGCUCAAUGCUUGACCACUGUCUUUGGCCCUAGCUCUUCAUAUAACAUUGGAUACAUCUUGGCCGAGCAACCCAAGUCCGAUGGCUCCCGUGAACGCCCAUACGAAACCGUCGAGCCCCUCGCCGAAGAAUUAGGUCUUACCGUUGAUACCUCCUGCGACAAGACCGACGAAAAGUGUGUCAAGAAGGCCGUUGAGGCCUAUGAUGGAGACGGCAACAUUCUCAUCUGCUGGGAGCACGAUGAAUUGACCCUGAUUGCAGAGAAGUUGGGUGUUGACGAUGCACCAGACUACCCUGAUGAUGACUUCGGUCAGAUCUGGACUCUUCCUUAUCCUUGGGAUACUAUCACCACCAUCACUGAUGAGAAUUGUGCUGGCCUUGGUCAGUAA
Messenger RNA from Talaromyces amestolkiae, 525 nucleotides. RefSeq lists its product as uncharacterized. The coding region runs from base 1 to 525 and encodes 174 amino acids. NCBI's taxonomy places the organism in Eukaryota, Fungi, Ascomycota, Eurotiomycetes, Eurotiales, Trichocomaceae. The record is from RefSeq and is a predicted model, not a curated record. The transcript has 3 exons.